AACAUGCAACUCAACUACUACAGAGUCAUCUACUCCUGACUCAAGCAUUGCUCUAUACAGGAAUAUAAUAGGAUUAUUGGUUGCUGUGAUAGUGGUCAUGGUGCUAGUUUGUUGUUGUGGGUUUCUGAUGAUUCUAGUGUACAAGAGAUGCAGUAAAAUAAAGUCCCAUGAAAUAGCAACAUUGGAAAUGAGGAAUCUUGACAGAUCAUCAUCUGCAUAUGACUAUCAGCCUAACCAACUUCAAAAUCCUACUCUUCAUUCAUACACAACAAUGGAGUCUCAGUUCGGCUUAAGAAACUCUGGACGAUAUGAAAGUCUUAAAAAAGUCGAACAACCUUACCUGCAACCACCUUCCAUUGGGACAGUUUCUUCACCACAAGGAUAUUAUGCAAUGUAUGAAACAUUAACUAAUAAUGAAGGUGGGGAUGAGUCGUAUUGGGCACCAGCUAACGUAGAGCAAGAACUGUACAAUCAGUUAGAACGCAUUAAAGUAAAGAGGAUACCAUCGGUUGAAAUAAAAGUGUUGGAGUUGCUUGGUAGUGGUUACUUUGCUACAGUUAACAGAGCAAUGUGGCUCAAACCAAACGGAGGAGAAGAAGAGGUUGCAGUGAAGAUCCUCUCAGAAAAAGCCGACAAUGAAGAGAAGAUAAAAUUCCUUCAAGAAGCAGCUCUCAUGGGUCAAUUUAAACACACUAACGUACUAACACUGCAUGGAGUGAUUAGUACAGAUGCUAAUGUUAUGAUUGUCACUGAGCUAAUGAAAGGUGGUGAUCUACAUCACUGGCUCCUGAAAAGAAAAGUUGAAGAAGAAAUAGCUCAAGAGCCUACAGCAACUCCAGGGAUUUUACUUAAUUUCUGUAGACAGAUUUGUCUCGGGAUGUGUUAUCUAUCGUCAAGGAACUUUGUACAUCGUGAUCUUGCAGCAAGGAAUAUACUAGUGACCCAUGAUAAUAUUUGUAAAGUGUCUGAUUUUGGCAUGUCCCGUGACUUGGAUGAAGAAGAGGAUUAUUACUUAGCAGGAGAAGGAUUACCCAUUCCAGUCAAAUGGACAGCACCUGAAGCAAUUAAACAACGCAAGUAUUCAUCGGCAUCCGAUGUAUGGAGCUAUGGCUGUCUCAUGUAUGAGAUAUGGAGUCUUGGACAUAAGCCAUUUGCAGCAUUGAAGAACAGUGAAACUUUAAAGACAAUUACAACAGGCAAAAGGCUUGAACCUCCCCCAGGCUGUCCAAGAAGCAUGUACGAGAUAAUGAUAAAAUGCUGGCAUCCUGAAUCAAAGAAGAGGCCAGCUUUUAAUGAUGUAAUGCUGUUAUUGUUAAAAGAUGAUUCCACAUUGUUAUUGAUACCAGAUGAAGAUAGACUCACUCAUUCUGAGGCUGGUCAGUUAGGUGCUCCUCUUGAAGCUGGAGAUAAGCUAUACACUGACCUGCAGUCAAUGUAUAUUGAUGAUGCUUAAAUGACUUUAAAAACCUAUUGUAGUGUUUCUGUAGUCUCCUUGUAUUAGUGUGUGUCACUGCAUUGGAUACAGUAGUAAAACUAUAUUUCAGAUUUUGUUAUAAAUCUUUAUGUCCUUUUUACAACAUCAAA
Messenger RNA from Amphimedon queenslandica, 1584 nucleotides. Its product is annotated as ephrin type-A receptor 4a-like. Gene Ontology annotation, biological process: cell surface receptor protein tyrosine kinase signaling pathway; positive regulation of kinase activity; multicellular organism development. The record is from RefSeq and is a predicted model, not a curated record. Gene Ontology annotation, molecular function: transmembrane receptor protein tyrosine kinase activity; ATP binding. Lineage: Eukaryota; Metazoa; Porifera; Demospongiae; Haplosclerida; Niphatidae. Gene Ontology annotation, cellular component: signaling receptor complex; plasma membrane. The transcript is spliced from 9 exons. Bases 98 to 1453 code for a protein of 451 amino acids.